AUGUUCACAGCACCUGUAGACAAAGUCGAAUUGACGACCAAAGACACUCCAGGCUAUACGCAUGCCGAAUGCCUUACAGAAGAGAGCGCGAGAUUAACAUCCGAGUUGUUAACCCUCAAUCAUGAUCUCUUCCAUACACGAUGGAACGCCGGCUUCCACAACCACAUCACCCACCACUUACUCGCCAUGUACUCCCUCGGAGCCACGACAGAAGAGUUGAAAGACAUGUGGGAUUACAAUGCACCAUACCAAGCGCCCAUCGAUCGGGAUCAUGAAACUGUGCCGAAUGACCUUGAUCUGCACGAUCCGGCAGUUUUCAACGACUGUUUGGGCAAAGAUGUACACUAUAUCGACUUUUUGGAGUUCUUCCAGUCCGAAAUCAAAUCGAUGGGGCCGGAGGCGGUAAUUCGAGAAUAUGUGCUCAAGGGCGAUGCGAGAGCCGAUGACAUUUUCUGUAGGAUGUAUACAGACCUCGUACACCCAAUGAUCCAUCUCGGAUGUGCAAUCGAGUGGCAACAAUCCAGCGUAUUGGCAGAAUCCCUCGCCGGAGCUUGUGUGCACGAGAACUGGCCCAAGGAAUUUCUGCUUCCCACAGAGGAAUACUUGCGUAAUAAUCCCGAAUCGAAGUCACAUCCUCUCCUGCAAAUCACCAAGACAAUGCAAUACGAUCCUGCCAUCGCUCAGGCUGUCAAGGACGACGACCCCUUCAACAAAAUCGCAGAUGGUCUCAUGAAGCGAGUGAAUAGCGAGCAAUUCGCUCGUCAUCUCAGCCAAUUCCGAGUCGAGCCCACAGAAGAGGAUAUUCAACAAAAGAUGAGCGAAAUGAUGCAUACUGCCGCAUACAUCAUGGGCGCUGCGCAACGACCUGGCAAGCGGGAGAAGAUCGACUUUGUGUUGUUGCACAAUGUCACACUUUCUGGAUACUAUCCCGCCAUAAUUGCACAAGAUUGGUUAACCCUGGAAGAGAAAGCCCGCAUUCUCGAAGCCAAAGGGAGAGUCGACGCCGUGAUGUACGCAGGAUGUGGAUGUCCGGAUCUGUAUCCUGAGCGCAUUAUCAACUAUACUCCGAAGAACGAAACAGAUAGCUGGCCAGAGCUAUUCCAUCGUUCGAUCGUAUACCGCGACGAAGGCCAUGCCACAAAACUGAUCCGUUCACUUUACAGCCUGGAACAGCAUUUCACAGAGAUGGGCUGCGAACUGCCAAUCGCAAAGAAAGAUUUCGUAAAGAUCGCUCAUAUCGCCAUGGAUUCGAUUGAGAGGUCUAUGCAACCGGGAGGGACAAAGAUGCCGAAGGAGGUUGCGGAGACGAUGGCGAAGAAUAUCGGCCAUGGCGGAGAGUUCGUUGUCGCGAAUGCUACGCGAUGGGUGUUCUACGAUGGUCUUCCGAAGGCCUGGGAUAAUGUUCCAGAUCUGGCAGAGGGUAAGCCGGAGUUUUUGCAUGAUAGUGCUCGGGGGUCGCCUGAGCGGUCGUAA
Molecule: messenger RNA, 1473 nt
Organism: Cercospora beticola
Lineage: Eukaryota; Fungi; Ascomycota; Dothideomycetes; Mycosphaerellales; Mycosphaerellaceae
Product: questin oxidase family protein
Molecular function (GO): oxidoreductase activity
Source: RefSeq, a predicted model, not a curated record